This is a messenger RNA of Linum tenue, 2036 nucleotides long. The record is from the annotation of a GenBank genome assembly. Lineage: Eukaryota; Viridiplantae; Streptophyta; Magnoliopsida; Malpighiales; Linaceae.
CCAAAACAGUCUCACUCUGGUCUUUAUAUAAAGUGAGGAAUAUUGUGCUAGUGGGGAAGCAAAACCCUUCACUACUCUCACCACUCACCACACGGCCAACUUGUUGACUAAUUAAAACCAUGUCGUCCCCCGCCGCCGGCGGCAACCUCACGGCGUCCACCAUGAUCCCGACCACCCCAUCCCAACUGCUCUCCGUCCUCGCCGUCUUCACCCUCCCGAUCUUCCUCAUGUACCUCCUCAUCGGCGGCAGGAAGAAGAAGAACCCGCCGGGGAUGAAACUCCCCCCCGGCCCAGCCCAACUCCCCAUCAUCGGCAACCUCCACCUCGUCGGCAAGUUCCCUUACCAGUCCUUCCACAAGCUCUCCCAGAAGUACGGCCCCGUCAUGUUCAUGCAGCUCGGCCGCGCCCCCACCGUCGUCAUCGCCUCCGGCGAGGCCUCCCGCGAGGCCAUGAAGGACCACGACCUCGAGACCUGCAGCCGCGCCCUCUCGGUCGGGCCCGGCCGCCUCUCCUACAACUUCCUCGACGUCGCCUUCUCCCCUUACUCCGACUACUGGCGCGAGAUGCGGAAGCUCUUCAUCUUCGAGCUCCUCAGCAUGAAGCGCGUUCACAUGUACUGGUACGCCCGCGAGGAGCAGAUUGACAGGCUGGUGGUGAGGCUGUCCGACGCAAGUGCCAAGGGCAGCACGGUCAACCUGACCGAGAUGGUGUUCCACGUCAUCGACGGGAUCAUGGGUACGGUGGCGUUUGGGAGGACUUACGGCCAGCUCGAGUUCAAAGACGGGUUCGUGAAGGUGAUCAGCUCGGCCAUGGACAUGUUGAACGGCUUCCACGCCGAGGAUUUCUUCCCUACCGCGGGGAGGUUCAUUGACUCGUUGACCGGCGCGCUGGCAACCCGGGAGCAGACGUUCAAGAAUCUGGAUGGGUACUUCGAGAAGGUUCUGAACCAGCACCUGGACCCGAACCGGGCCAAGCCCGAGCACGAGGACAUUGUGGACGUCUUGAUUGGGCUCAUGAGGGACCAGAGCGCAUCGUUUCAGCUCACCAGGGAACACCUCAAGGCCAUCCUCAUGAACAUAUUUGUGGGUGGGAUCGACACAAGCGCGGUGACGACGACAUGGGCCCUGACGGAGCUGAUCAAGAACCCAAGGAUCAUGAAGAAGGCCCAGUCCGAGAUCCGGGGCAUCGUGGGGCCCAACAAGAAGCGCGUGGAAGGGCGUGAUCUGGACAAGUUCAAGUACCUGGAGCUGAUCAUCAGGGAGGUUUUCCGGAAGCACCCGCCGGUGCCGCUGCUGAUCCCGCACUUCUGCGUGAAGCACUGCAAAAUCGGCGGCUACGAUAUUCUUCCGGGGACCCAGGUGGUGAUCAACACCUACUCGCUGGGCCGGGACCCGAAGUGCUGGACCGACGUGGAGACGUUCUACCCGGAGCGGUUUGAGAACAGCAACGUCGACUACCAGGGCUCUCACUUCGAGCUCGUCCCCUUCGGCGCCGGCCGCCGGAUCUGCCCCGGGCUGGCCAUGGGGACAACCGCAGUGAAGUACACGCUGGCGAAUCUGCUCUACUUUUUCGAUUUCCAGCUGCCGGGAGGGAUGAAGUUCGAGGAUUUCCCGAUUGAGGAUGCCGGCGGGCUCACGAUUCACAACAAGGAAGAUCUUGUCCUCAUCCCCAAGAAGCAUCAGUGGUGAUUUUGAUUUAAUGGAGGAUUCUCACUAUCUAUCUGUGUGUUGUUUUUACUUUUCAGUACUUCUGCCUCUGUUGUUCUCAAUAAUUUACACCUUCGCGUGCAGUUAAUUUUGUAUCCGAUGGCUACCGUUCUUGCUGUUGUGCCAAUGUUGAAUGUGGUAAUGUGUGUAUCGGAGCGUCGUCAUUAAUGGAAAGAAUGUCCAACCACCAUGUAUAUUGCUUUCUCAUUACGCACUUCAAUUUGUAGUUUAUAUUGUGUUUUUAUGGCGUUACGGGAAGAAGAACAGAAAAGAAAUAAUGGCCAUGAUUCUCAGAAAGAAAUGGAACUGCGAAUAAAAGAAACGGGAGGU